Hyalella azteca is the source of this 3786-nucleotide messenger RNA. RefSeq lists its product as uncharacterized. Lineage: Eukaryota; Metazoa; Arthropoda; Malacostraca; Amphipoda; Hyalellidae. Gene Ontology annotation, cellular component: ribonucleoprotein granule; mitochondrial matrix. The coding region runs from base 143 to 3586 and encodes 1147 amino acids. Gene Ontology annotation, molecular function: RNA binding. The transcript is spliced from 11 exons. The record is from RefSeq and is a predicted model, not a curated record. Gene Ontology annotation, biological process: regulation of mitochondrial mRNA stability; mitochondrial RNA processing.
UCAGGAAUUUCUCCAAAAUUCCAGUGAUUAUUUUCAUCGAGCGACAUAUUCAUAGCUGUGUAGCUUCAUUACCGUUAUAUCUACAGUUAUUUACAGGAUCUAUCAUUUUCAACUGAGUUUGGUUUUUUGUCUUGUUUCGAGAAUGUCUGGUAGCAGUGCAAAUUUCUCAACGUACAGAACAUUGUUCGAAAAAACUCGAGCUCUCGACUACACCUUUAGGAAACGCCUUGGCACGCAACUGUGGCAUCGACGAUCACGUCUCGUAAGACUGGAAAAAACGUGUGAGAAUUUGCAAGCUGAACGAUUAUUAGUAAUAAAAGGAAUCAAUCUUUCCAAUUUCAAUCAAAAAGAAUUUGACAAUCCAAUACCAGCUCUGAGAUUUUCGCCAGUUAAUUUGUCAGUGCGCACGUUCUGCUCGUCGCCUUCGUCCAGAAAUUCAAGUGAUGCAAAAAUGAUUUUCAAGAAAACUAAUAAUGACGAAUCGGUAUCAUCUCCGCGCAGUCGAAGCGAGAUCGAUUUCAAUGUUGAACAUCCACGUCUGCAUGAGCGAGGUGAUAUGCCAUCUCUUGCUUCUUUCCACACUUCUUCCCUGACAUCACAUAAAAAACUGCCGCUUCCGUUCUCUGAAGAAAAUCUAUCAGAGUCGGAAUUCCGUCCUAUGCUGGAUCCUUUCCUACAGAGAUUUUUAACAAACACUACAAGCACUCGUUCAUCUUCGUCGGCUGACGGCGUUGAAGUGGAGCUUUCUAACUGCACGGAUAUUAAUUCUGUAUAUGAAGUUCUCGAAUGCAAUAUUGACCGGCUCACUAUCCACACCGCUUGUUCGGCGAUCACAAAACUUUACAGCCUGGUGGGAUACGGGCUUAUCGACUCAAGCUCCAUCACUCGUUCGACGAUAGGUCCUGUUGACGUUCCAAACCACCGUGUCAUGGAGAAGCUGACGCAAGUGCUGGAGAAUAACUUACAUUGCUUAGAUGACGCUAGCAUUGCUCGUCUUUUAGUCCAUGUUUCAUGUUUAUCAUUGCCGAAUAACUCUAUGUUGGUUCACAAAAUGUUACAGCGUCUUGUGGCACACGCGGACCAACUUGACUUGGAGUCGCUCACUAGGAUUCUCGUCCCUUUGCGGAGUCCGGAGUUGAAUUACUUCGUGAAAGGGAAAUUUAUGCCAAGGCUCAUGCAAUUGUUGAACAUAUGCAAGAGCAAGGAAGAUUACCUCUUGAUCAACUAUUGCAUUACAAACUCGCGUAAACUUUUACCGCUCUCGUUCGCAAGUCUGCACUCGAAAAAAGUCAUGGAGCUUCUCGAUUUGGGGGUCAUUAGGGCCGAAGAUCACGGAAUUCUAAUAGGUCUAGUUCAAUUGAUCAUAUUCACCGGAUGUCCUUUCGCCUACCACGAUUUGCUGGGCCGAGUAACCUCCUUACUUGCAUCCAGAACCACACAUUUGGAAACGAAUGAGAUAAUCGAGCUAUGUGCCUACUGCCAGCUCAAUAAACUAGACCGGCACUUGAUGGUGAAUCUUUACCGGCAAGCAGCUCUUGCGAUGUCCACCGAAAGUGACCCAUUGAUACAAGGCAACUUAUUUCUUUGUCUGUCACCGGAGUGCGCGCAGACUUUGAAGUCAGACAUCGUCGAGGUUGUGAAGAAACUUUUGGACGCUCCGCUCUCAAAUGCGCAUAUGCGUGUCGUGUACCUCAUACUGCGCUCGCGUAUCAUCGAUGACUUCGAUAUCAUCAACCGCUUCUGGGACAAAGUCCUCUCAGGACUUGAAGAAAUUUUGGCACGUGAUGAAAUCUUCAAAGAUGACGCGCUGGGUCGCGACGCGGCGAUCGCGCAAGUGCAGCAGCGGUAUUUGUACUUCAACCAAAACCUGGGGGGGCAGUAUCGCCAUAAGGCCUUCGAGCAGCGUAUCAUUGAGCUCAUCAACGGGCAGAUGCACUCCGUAGCUGGGUCGAUAGUGGGGCGUAUGGUGCGUAUGGGGAGCUUCGUGCUUGCGUACAGUGACGCCGGCGCCCUCCCCGCCCCCCUAGUGGCCUCCCUCCUCUCUGUCGCCCCCCGUCUCAACGUCAAGGACCUGCAGCUCCUAACCCGCGGUCUGCAGGUAUCACAGGCGUUCAACAGAGGCUGCUAUAACGUGGGCUACGUCAGCAAGAUGACCUCCCUCGCACACGCCCUCGCCGCCUGCUGCCAUCGUCUCGCCCUCAAGAGCAGCAGUUUGCAAGACCUCAUUCGUGUGACAAGGGCAAGCGCCAUCGUUGACGAACUGUUCAGCAAAUACAGCGACCACGUCUUGACGAAUCCCUUGACAAACUCCUUGUCUUGGACCAAAGGCAUUAUUCCUACUCCUCUUUCCCCUUAUACUUUUAACCCGAUAGAUCACCCUGCAAAAUCCCUUACGUCCCCUUACACUCUUAACUCUACAAAUCCCUCUGUUAAACCCUCGUCUUCCUCCCAAUUCAGUGGCGUUAGCACGCAACCCCAUUUAACCCCCCACCCAAAUGAUACAAUUUAUUCCUCCCCUCAACCCCCAGUUUUCAGUGAAGGUUCAAAUUUAAAUAGUUACGUUACUGCAGAGUCUGUAACGCUUUCUAAAGUAACUCCCAUCGUCGCCCAACACCUUUAUGAGCUGACGACCAAAGAUGCCUUCAUCACCGCACAAACUUACGCACGAUCUAAAUUCUAUAAUGUCCAGGUGCUAGACGCGGUGCUGCUGCUCUUGUACCAGGACAGGGCCCGGGUCCAGGGCCUGACGGUGGGCCAAGCGCUGCACUCCACCUUCAUGCUGGGCCACGCGCCCCCCUUGCCCCUCCAGGCCAUGAGGGCCCUCUCCUCCGUCGUCGCCGGGGACCUGAGUUCGAUGCACGGCCUGCAGCUGCUGAACGCUGUCGUGGCGCUGUCGUUCUACCAGUCGCUGACGGCGCCCCUCAUCAGGAAGGUGUUCAACGUGGCCUUCAUGGACCUGCUCGACAGGGAGAUGCAGACCUGCAUGUCUAAAACGUUCUACCCCCGGCAAGUGCGCAGGCUGCUGAUGGAGGUGAACCGCAGCGUGUGUAUUGACCACCCUGAGACUCGCGUGCCGUGGUUCCAUGACCAGUACUGCAGCGACCACAUGCAGACCGCAUGUCACCGACAUGACGGGUUCAGUGGGGAGGUGCGUGACGUGCUCUCAAGGGUGCUGGGAGGCAAGAGCUGCUUCAGCCCCAACCUCUACUCCCCUUACUACUACCACAUGGAUUUCAGUUUUGUGUUGGAUGACAAAGGCAACGCGGUGCCACCGGCAGAGCAGCCUUCCCCGCUGCACCCCCGCACCCCGGCUGUGCUAACCCCACUGCCUCCAGGAUACUCCAGACAUUGCAUUCUCUUGCACAACAAGUCCCACUUCGUUCAGCGCCAGAGCACCGACGAUGCAGGCACAAUGACGAUCGCUGGGCAACUGAACGGCGAGCAACAGAUGAAGCAACGACACCUCGAGGUUCUUGGCUAUGACGUCAUCAAUGUGUCGCGUCAUGAAUGGCAGGCAAUGGCGCUAAGCACCAACAAUAGCAAACAGGCUUACCUCAACGACAAAAUAUAUUCGGGCAGGAGAUAAGGGGAACUGAUUAAGGGACGCCAUUUUUAUGAACGCCAUAGACGUUCUUGAUUCUUGUAUAGAGUAAUUCAAUCUGAUCAUGGAUUAACUGAUACUAGGUAGUUAUGUCCGACGUAGCAGUCCCAGGUCACGCUGAAGUGCCGUCUAAAGCCCGGUUUACACGCUCAGUUUUACACAACGAUUUGUCUGCGCAGUUCUAA